Messenger RNA from Electrophorus electricus (electric eel), 6067 nucleotides. RefSeq lists its product as uncharacterized. The record is from RefSeq and is a predicted model, not a curated record. Gene Ontology annotation, molecular function: DNA-binding transcription factor activity, RNA polymerase II-specific; RNA polymerase II cis-regulatory region sequence-specific DNA binding. NCBI's taxonomy places the organism in Eukaryota, Metazoa, Chordata, Actinopteri, Gymnotiformes, Gymnotidae. Gene Ontology annotation, biological process: regulation of DNA-templated transcription.
UUAAAUCGCUAGCUAGUUCUGGUAGUGUUUGUCCUUUUGGUUUCUGCAUUUUGUUAAUACAAAAAAACAACCAAAAAAAUAAAAAACAAAACCCACCACCACACAUUUACCUAGCUAGUAAAGGCAGCUUUGAUAAUUAUCUUUCCGGAACAAAAACGCUCAUGUCACUACCCUUUUAUGUUGUUGUUGGUGGUGGUUUUUGUCUAUGAGACAAGCCAGCAGCUCCAUGUAUGGCAGCGGUAAGACGUGGUUGUGCAGUGUUGGACCUGUUCUGUGUUUUGAUGGUUAGCCAGCUAGCGUUCGCAAUCCGUCUCCAUGGGUCUGGACAAGCGAAUCCUGCACUAGUUAAGCAGAGAGGUCAUCACGUUGUUGACGGUUCGACAAUGCGAACAGGUAAUUUUCAUACUAAAGAACUUCCAUACUAAAGUAGGCCUAAUUUAUUAGCUGUCUCCAUAAAUCCCUUUUAUAGUACAAUGUACUGCAGCAUUCAGCGCUGUUAAAGUCGACUGAUGUGAAUUUUGACGAACAGCCUCCUUGCAGUAGAUGCAGUGGACACAGUACCGGUGCUAGCUAGCUAGGUAGCUACAUACAAAGUACUCCUCGAUGUUGUCUUCUGAAACAUGUAGAAUAGCUAAUCAGCAAAUGCCAGCCGCUAGCUAAAGAGCUGGUGUUGGACAAUCAUGAUGAAAAUCAACUCGGCGAAGAGAGGAAGACCGUCCCGAAAGAGGAGUAGGAGCAAACGUGUCAAAGACGCACAUAUUAAAAUAGAGCCACUCUCUGUAAACGAGGAUGUGAUUCAUUUGGAGGCAGAUGAACCUCUACUGCAGAAUCCAUCUAAUGGAUCUAAAGACUUUGUUAUUGAUACCUCUUCAGAGAUUAACCAAAUAAAACAAGAACCGGGUCAGUUUGAUUCAUACGGAAUCCAAAAGGAAAUACCACGAGGUACCAGAAAUCAUCAAUCUCAAUCUCCUGAUUGCAGAAUACGAUUUCCAAAGACAGAACCAGACUGUGUUCCAGUAAAUGUGGCUGCUGAAUUAAAAACUGAGCCAGACAUUCAUGAUGUGCCGAAUGGAGAUUUGUGUGUAAAGAAAGAGAAGGAAGAGGAUGGGACAACGUUCAAGAUCGAGGCAGGGGGUGGUGUCCCGGAGCAUGAUCGCAGACAAGAUGAAGAACCAGCUCCUGCAUCUGUUGUCUCCUGUCCUUACUGCUCUGUGUCCUUUACUGACUCGUCCUACCUGGAGAAACACCUGAAAUGGACCCACCGGAGCAACUAUCUUGCCUGGCUCAGGAGCCACAAACCUCCCCAGUGUCCCAAAAUCUCCUCCAGGAUGCUGAGCUGCUCGUCCUGCCCUCACCACGUCUUCACACAGGGGCAGCUGAAGGCGCACGUGCGGCGGGCGCACCUUCCCCCACCCGCCCCCGCCCGCAAGCGCUACACCUGCCCCCAGUGUGACCGCAGCUUUGACUACAUGGGCAACCUGCAGAACCACUGCCGCCGCUGCCACGGCCUGGCCACUGUCUGCACCGACGGCCAGCUCAGCUGCGCCUCCUGCGGGAAGAGCUUCACCGGCAUGUGGGGCCUCGGCCCUCACCGCUGCGGGGGGGACGAGGAGGAGGCAGAGGAGGAGAGCAAACCCGCCGCCACCUCGGGCCGCCCCCUCUGCACCGACCGCGGCUUCCUGUGUGGGCAGUGCGGUAAGAACUGCCCCACGUUACAGUGCCUGACCAUCCACACACGCACGCACACGGGCGAGAAGCCGCACGCCUGUGGCGUGUGCGGCCGGCGCUUCAGCGAGCCAGGCAGCUUGCGCAAGCACGCGGUGGUGCAUACGGGCGUGCGGCCCUACGAGUGCCCCGAAUGCGGCAAGCGCUUCGCCCGCAUGAACCACCUGAGCACGCACCUGCGCACGCACACAGGCGAGCGGCCCUUCCCCUGCCCCGACUGCGGCAUGCGCUUUAGCCACCGGGCAACCUUGCGCCUGCACCAGCGCGUGCACUCGGGCGAGAAACCCUUCUCCUGUCCACACUGCAGCAAGGCCUUCUCCACGCUGGGCAACAUGAAGGCGCACCAGCGCAUGCACAGCACGGAGCGCGUGCACGAGUGCGGCCAGUGCGGCAAGUCGUUUGCGCGGCUGGACGUCCUGAAGAAGCACGCCCGCGUGCACUCGGGAGAGCGGCCCUACCUGUGCUCGGCCUGCGGGAGGCGCUUCAGCCGCGUGCAGCACCUGACCAACCACCAGCGCACGCACACCGGCGAGAAGCCCUACAGUUGCGACCAGUGCGGGGCCAGCUUCGCCCAGUCGGGCGACCUGACCAAGCACGCCCGCAGACACACGGGCGAGAAGCCCUACGCCUGCCCGCACUGUCCCCGCCGCUAUAACAACUCCGGAGACCUCAACAAGCACGCGCGCAGCCACACGGGGCUCCGGCCUUACCGCUGCCAGCAGUGCGGCAAGGCCUUCCUCCUGCCCCACCACCUGAAGACGCACAUCCGCACGCACACGGGGGAGAGGCCGUACAGCUGCCCCCGCUGCUGCCGAACCUUCACACGCACGCAUCACCUCACCCAGCACAUCAGCAAGCACCACUGAGUUCGGGAAGGGUUCAGUGACUUAAAUGUUACAUGCUGGUGUUUCAAAAAGACAAAGGAAACCCUCUUAAGGAAUUGCAUGCAGAAUGUUUUAAGCUGUUUAACCAGUGUGGAACUGCCUUCAGAAGGCCCCUACCACUGUCUCCUCUGUGAACAGCCAUUACAGGCACUGUACACCUUCCCUUAGUAUUAAACACUGUCCUCUGUGAAAUGGCAGAACCUUUUAGUGAGUAGUAAUACAAGUUCUUUACCAUAGUUGUUGAAAGAUUCUAAGCAUUGGUUAUGCAUACCCUUAUUGCUACCUUGCAAACUGGACUGUUUUAAUCGGGGUCUCGUUGGCAUUGACUAGUUCCUCUUUGGUUUGACUCACUGUUAUGAAUUGCACCUGGUGUAUUUUAUAAUCAAAUGACCAUCUAUAGGUCUCAAAACUACACUUACUGUUCGGUUAGACACUGUACAUGUGAAAUAUGUUGAAUAGAAGCCCUGUUUCCCUAGAAGCAUCACAAGCUGAUCUUUAAGAUCAGCUUAAAUGCGAGUGUGUUCAGUCUGAGACUCGCUCUUUUAACAGCCGUCUUUGCGAUCCUUUUGGGAAAUCUGGCCCUGAAGAGUUCCCUUAAUUCUUUGUAUGUAUGCAAAUAAUCUCAUGAUAAAUAUUGGAAAUCAUAAAACCCAUUCACCAAAUAUCUUAAGUGUCUGUGUUAGCAUGCUUUGUGUCUGAAGGCACCUGCUCAAGAUGCUUAUAACGCGUCUUAUAAAGAUAAAAAGAUGACAUGUGAUGUGUUUAGGAAACAUUAAAUGAAACUGCAGAUCUUUUAUUAUGGUCUUUUAAAAAAAUGUUUGUGUUCAGUAAAGUUUUCACAGCUUUGGACUUUAAAUUUCUAAAUACAAUUGGAAUGCUUGUUUCUUAUAAGUUUUGAAUCCCUUAGCCUACCAAUACAGAUUAACAUUGCAGGAUACUCUGUAUUAGACAAACUGAUUAAGCAUUCAUUCCUUUACUGUCAAAAUAGUGUUUUAGGAUUUCAUUUUAUGAAUUUAACUGAAAAUAUAUUGCCAGAUUGGGUUAGCAUAAAGCAAGAUUUUUUUUUUUUUUUUCUGGAGACAGCUCCUCUCCUGCUUUGGCUGUGCAUCUGAGAGAAUGUGGGGAUAUUUCUCUUUUCCUGUGUGCAAUGCUUUGCUUAUUUUCCUUCUGGAACAGUCUGUGUUUGAUGGCAAGUUAAGAACAUCAAAUUAUGUCCAAUCAGAGUUUUCCAUUCUCCUUAUGAAACUGGAGUCUUUUAAAUUAAGUAUCUGAUAUUUACCCAGUAAUUCUCCUCAUUUCCAUUGCUCCAUGAUAUUGUGGAAAUUGCCGCUCCUGCUAUUUUGGGACAUUGAUGCAAUUUAAUAUUACAGCUUCACAUAUACUAUUUCUGACUAAUUUGUUUUAUGCAUAUCAGUAAGAACUAGUCUAGGAUUGAGUGGUACUGCUUUGGGGUAUCCAGUUUGGAUAUGAACAGUAAUUUUAUGUUAUCUUUGAAAAAAAGGUAUCGACUGCAUCCAGUGUUGAUAUGGAAAGCUCUUUUAUUUUGUCUGUGAGAAAACUUACUGACAGCAGUCCAGUGUGGAUAUUAUGAGGUGGCCAUGGAUAUGAGGGCCAUCCAUAGCUUUGCUCAGUUAGCGUUCCUCAGCGUUAUGAUCAUGGAUAUCAUAAUCAGUAUUUAGGAAGUUAUGGAUUGUGCCUUGAGAAGGGAGUUGGAUUAGCAGGAUUUAUAAUAGCUCUAAAAUCCCACUGUCUCCUCGUGUACUCCUGACUUACCUACUGGCCUUUCUGUAUGAAGCUUCUAAGCGUGGUUAGUCAUGCCAGUACUCACGCUAUCCUGGUUGGCACCUCGGUAUACCACAGGUUUUCAUAUCUUCAGUAGUCGUCUUCAAACCGGCUGCUUAAAUGCCUUGGCUCUGUUGAGACACCCUUCUGGUGAGGGCUUCAACAAAUUCCUAAUACAAUUUUACACAACAACUUUUUGUUUUGAUAUCGUGUAUCAAUUGGCAAAUUAAAUUUAAUAAAAAUCCAUAAAAGAUCAUUUUGAUGGUGAGGUGGUGGCUGAAUUGAGGUUUUUGCUGCUAAUUCUGUCUUAAAUUCUGCUUUGUGCUCAUAAUUCUGUGUGUUUGUCCUUAAAAUAAAACGAUAAUGAAAGUAAGAAAUGGCCAUUUUAUCUUAAUCUAUGUUUGCCUUAUAGAUUUUUAAUAGUGGGCUGUUUUGUAACACCACUCGUACAAAGAUCUAGUAGGUGUAGUUACAAGCAUUAGAUCUAAACAGACAUUUAGAGCCGAUAGAUGGAUCACUUGGCUGGUCAAAGGCCCAGAUCAGGUCUGCUUCAGUCAAUGCUGGGGGAAUUGCCCUAUUAUUUUUAUGUCUGCGAUUACUAGGACAGCAGUGAAACUAGUGCACCAACACGGAUAACAAAGAUGUAUUUAGGGCUAAAUAAUAUUGAGUGCACCUUUGUUUAAAGCUGGAAUCAAUGCUUCUUAAAGCAUGUCCAUUUUUCAUUUAGCAAGCAGCUUGUCUGUUAGGGGAGGGGCACGGAGAUGAAUGGAGGCGGGGAGUAUUUAAAUUUUUUUGCCGUUGUCAUAGAGAUAAUAAUUACAGGUAGAGACUUAGAAAUUCAAACAUUGCACAUCAUUUGGAUUGGCACCAAAGAGAAAAAUAAUAGUUGAAAUUUGAGAAACCUUGUUGAAGACCUGUUUCUGUGAUUUUCUGUAGAGAUGGAUCACAGAUAGACAAUGUCUUAACUUAAUCGUUGCACAAUGUAAUAAAGGUUUUUUUCCAUGCAAAGGGGGGCCAAUUUCAUGGAUAUUUUGCUGUUUGCAUAUUUCUUACUGAUGCACUGGCCAAACAAAUUCUGUUGAUCUUUUCAGUAGUUUGCCAUGAAUAUAUUUUAAUAUUGGAGCAGUUCCUGAUUGAAGCACCAGGGGGAAACAGAUAGCUAUCAAUAGGUGCUUUGGGAAUUCUGGUUUGGACACACACAGAUGGCUCUGGUGCGUAAGUGACGGUCCCUAACUGAGGGGUCCCUAACUGAGGGGUCCUCCUGUGCAGUCUAAUUCAGCGAUAAUAUAGCUGCUGUUAACAUACUUAACAUUUUUUUUUUGGUCUGUAAACUCUUCUUUGCAGAAAAAGACUACUGAUCACUGGAAACAUGACAUUAUUGAUGAAUCUCAUCAAUUGAACAGAUGUUUGGCAUAUUUAGUUUGACUCACUGACAGCAAGGUUCCUUACAACAGUGCUUACGCGGUUUAUUGAUUUCAUGUUGUACAUGACAAAUUUUUGAAUACUAUCUUAAUCACACCUUUAUGAGAAAAAAAAAAAAACAAGAAAAAAACCUCCCACCCCCACCCACCAAAAAAGAAAAAAAAGAAAAAAGGCCAGGGCCUAUAAUAGUGAUAUUUCACCAUCUAAAAUCCUUUAAGCUAUCUGUCUGGAGGGGGAGACCAUUUUCUAAACCG